Messenger RNA from Pungitius pungitius (ninespine stickleback), 2403 nucleotides. RefSeq names its product relaxin-3 receptor 1-like. NCBI's taxonomy places the organism in Eukaryota, Metazoa, Chordata, Actinopteri, Perciformes, Gasterosteidae. Gene Ontology annotation, cellular component: membrane; external side of plasma membrane. Bases 837 to 2033 code for a protein of 398 amino acids. Gene Ontology annotation, biological process: cell chemotaxis; immune response; calcium-mediated signaling. The record is from RefSeq and is a predicted model, not a curated record. The transcript has 2 exons. Gene Ontology annotation, molecular function: C-C chemokine receptor activity; C-C chemokine binding.
UCUAUUCUAUUAAUGCAAAGAAUAGUAAGAUGUGUAAAUGUUGAAAUUGUGCUAAUGCCAUUCAUUGGCCUUUCCUGAAAAAAAGUCCUGAUGUUGAUUUGAUAUUUUGGUGAAGACUAAACAAUUUGUUCUUGCUAUACCCUUUAGACUGGUUAAAUAAAGACAAUCUGAUUUUCAGUUGAAUAGCAGAAUUAAGCAAUUCAACAAAGAUCGACCCAACUGACCUUUUAUUUAUUUUGUCAUAUAGCACUUUUCAAAUUCAAUGUUAAAGUGUAUUACCAAAAACCACAUAGCAGUUAUUGUUAGGAUACCUGGAAUAUAAAGAUGUCUAAUUCAGUUGCAUAAAAACGUAUGCAUCUCUUAAUCCAACAACUUUGAUCACAAUGUGAUGAAAUGUGCAAAAGAAAUUCACAAUCAAGGAAUCCCCCCAAAAAUGUCUUUGUCUGGAGUCAAGACCGAGACAGCAGUUCUUUCUCUUCUUGGUAUUUUGCUCUUUGUUGUUUUGUGUUUUUUCCAGUGCAGACCAAUUCCAAUCUGAAAAAGCAGGGAGGAAAAUCUGAUGGGGUGGAGCAGGAAUUUCAGGGCGGUGUUGAUGUACAAUGUUGUUGCGGUCUUGCUUGGAGAUAAUCUGAUGCUGUGCAGCAGAGCUGGUGACUACGACGCGACAAAUGGUUGCAACCUGACAGUUUCCCUCUUUUAUUAUAUCCAGAUAGAUGUCUCUCGUCUAACAGACAACACCAACUUACUCUUUUGGUGCCGGCACAAGGAAGAAAAACAUCGCAAAUAAUACCCGGACACCCUUGACCCUCAACGAGAUUGCCUUCCCCCUUUGCAAUAUGUCCAACACUGACUUAAAGAGACUCGAGCGCUUCCUCAGCAUCCUGAAUGGCUGCAGGGGCAGCCUGCUCUGUAACAACUCCCAUCUGAUUCUCCACAACACGAGCCUGGGCCUGGAGAUUCUCGGUGACGACGGAUCCCUCUGGCUAGGAAUAGUCAUCCCUGUGGUGUACGUUGUCGUGGCGACAGGCGGGGUGGUGGGCAACCUGCUGGUGAUGUUCCUACUGUAUUCGACUCACACCAUCGCCACGGGCACCAUCAACUUCUUUGUGUUCAACUUGGCUUUUUCCCACUUGGUGUUCUCCCUGGUCUUGCCCUUUUGGGCCGUGGACAUUGCGAUGGACUACAGCUGGCCCUUUGGCUCGGCGACGUGCAAGGCCGUGUCCUUGCUCACUGGUCUCAACGUCUUUGCCAGCUGCUUUUUCCUGACGGCUAUGAGUUUAACCCGGUACUGCUACGUGGCCACUGCUCUCCAACCCGACGCCUCCCAGUGCAGCAGAUCCUGCACUUCUCCGGUGGCCACGGCUUUCAUCUGGGCUUUGGCCCUCGUCGCAGCGGCACCCCGGGCCGUGUUCGCCGACCUGAGCCACGUGGGCAGCGGCAACGACACGGCGUGCCUGCUCCGCUUCCCGGACGGCACGGCCUGGCUCGGGGUGAACCAGCUCCUGCGAGUGGUCCUGGGAUUCCUGCUGCCGUACGCCAUCAUCAUCCUCUCCUACCUGCUGCUGCUGCGCUUCCUCUGCCGGCACACGCUGCGGGGCGGCAACUCUCUGCGGAGGGCCGACAUCUCCAAGUCCGUGGCGGUGGUGGUGCUCUCGUUCUGCGCGUGCUGGUUCCCCUACAACGUCCUGACCCUUUGGAGCGCCCUGAUCCAGCUCGACAUCGUCGAUUACAGCGCCUCGUACUACUUGGCUCAAACGUACUUUUUCCCCCUGGCCAACUGUUUAGCUUUCACCAGCAGCUGCUUCAAUCCCGUCAUCUACUGCCUGGUGAGGAAAGAGUACCGCGUGGCUCUCCACAACGUGCUCUUCAAGCUGAGCCUGGCGAUCAUGUCGAAGAUGCCCUAUGGCGUGGCUUCUGAGGAGGGGUCCGGACAAACCGGGCACCUGGCCAUUCCACUCAAUCACAUCUACAGCGAGACCAUCCAAACCGACACGAGGAGAUACGUACCCCUGACAGCGAUCCCGACCGUGUGAAACCCCAACGCAACGACAACAUUCUUUGCAAAUGUACGUUGUUUUUGAUUUAACAAGAAUGGUGUAGUUAUUUCUAUUUCUAAGAGUUUGUUUUAGUUGUAAUUCUGUUAUUUUGUGAAUAAGCUGGAUCUUAAACGUGACAUACAGCUUUUUCUUUAUGAAUGGGCUGCACAACACGUGUCUCAUACAGUGGAGGCGUAAUACAAGUUUCAACUUGGGAAAAUGUAUGCUCUAAUUCAGUACAAAUUUAUUGAGGUGUUCUUGUCAACUUCUUGCUAGUGUUGUGUUAUGGCAAAAACAUGUAUUCGUGUAAUAUCAACACAUUUGUGUCAUCUAUUGAAAUCAAAAUUGAUAAAUAAAAUAGUUUUGA